AACCAAUUCUCCGAAAACUCUGCUCUACUCUGGUCGGGGGGGGGGGGUUUCUUUGGCCUCUUUUCUUUUGUCAGUUCUUUUGUGAGUCCGAGGUUUCUGCCGGGCACCACAACUCUAACUCCUCUGUGAUUCUUCUUCACCUUUACACCUCUCGCCUUUAGUAGGGAAGAAUUAGUGGAUCCUAAGUGUUGCUUCUCUAGCAUCUGAUUUGGGAUGGGACGUUUAGUUGGAGGAUUCUGCCUUUGACGAAGAACUUCACUUGAGAGGUAGUUGUCGGUUUCACAUUUGGGUGUGGGCCAGUUCAAGGAUCUUUUUGUGUCGAGCUGGACGCAUUGCUGGUGUACUUGGCUACGAGCUUGGUUUUGAGUAAGUGCUUGUGAAGAGGACUUCUUUCCAUUCGUCUCGAAGAUAAUUUUAGAGUUAGCAUAUCCCGGUGGCUUGGAAGAAUUAGUAUCAGUCUUGUCAGGUACCGAAUGAUCAACUUGAUUCUUCUUCGAGAAUCGCACGGUGGAACUGCAAAAUGAAAUUUGAAGCAAACCACAAGAGGAAUAGGCAGGAGCCCAGAGAUUUUGGGAUCGCUAUAUCGAAUGUUUUGAUUUACCUAGGGUACUUUGGAUUGAGUUCACGACCUUGAUCUUGACGAAUUGAUACAAAUUGGUGUGCACAAAUCAUGUAAACGAGGAACACUUGGUAUCAUCGCCCGCGACUGGACUUGUUCGUUUGUAACAAGUGAAGGCAUUGACGAAGAAACGAUAGCUCCCUACCAUGCACAAUGGAAUGAGAGCAGGGCCGUCAGGAUCCUUGCCAGCUCCCGGUGCGCAGAGCAUGGAGCCUCGCAGAGCAGGAACCUCAUCCAAGCCAAGAAAAGCCGUGAAAGUGAAAGUCGUUGACCUCUACCAAUUCGAAGUGGAGGUUACGAGAGAGGAAGCCGCAGUUCUGAAUAUGGUUAAAGAAAGAGUGAAAGAACAAGGUCGGGUAUGGUGGGCUACAGAAGCAAGUAAAGGAGCUGGAUGGUAUUUGCAGCCUACUGUUUCUUCUCUAACUGAGAGCAACCUCGUGUCGCAUCUUCCUCUCUCCAAUUUCACCGACUCCGGGCAUUUAAAGAAACUAAUAAGGAAAGGAAUUCCCCCUGCGCUGCGAGCGAAGGUGUGGCGGGCAGUCUCUGGCGCCAUUAAGAAACGGUCAACUGUACCUGAUAGUUAUUACCAAGAUCUCAUAGAGGCAGUGCAGGGAAAGGACACCCCUGCUACUCGGCAGAUUGACCAUGAUCUGGAUCGUACAUUUCCUUGUCAUCCAGUCAUAGAUUCUCCAGAAGGACAAGCAUCGUUGCGUCGAAUUCUAAGGGGUUACUCUUUUCGGGACUCUCGUGUGGGGUAUUGCCAAGGCAUGAAUUAUGUGGCUGCCUCACUUCUAUUAGUCAUGAAAACCGAGGAGGAAGCUUUUUGGAUGCUAGCGGUGCUGCUUGAAAACAUAUUGUAUCACGACAGUUAUUCCGAGAAUUUGUACGGGUGCCAUGUAGAACAACGAGUUUUUAAAGAGCUUUUUAAGAAGAAAUGCCCCAGGCUUGCUAUGCACUUGGAAAAAAUAGAUUUUGACUCAUCGCUGGUCACAACUGAGUGGUUUCUUUGUUUGUUUGCAAAAAAUCUACCAUCAGAGACAACAAUGCGAGUAUGGGAUGUCUUAUUCAACGAGGGUGCUGGCAUCUUGUUCAGAGUUGCUUUGGCGUUCUUUAAGAUCAAAGAAGAACAAUUGCUUCGCGCAAAGCAUGUAGGUGAAGCGAUCAAUAUCCUCCAAGAAGCAACACACAGUGCUUACGAUCCUGAAGAAAUCCUCACGGUGGCUUUUGAAAAACUAGGAGCUGUGUCAACUCAAAACAUUACCAAGCAGCGCGAGAAAGAACAGCCUGCUGUGAUGGCCGAAUUGGAGCGACAAGUACAGCGGCUUGCCCGUAGUGACGAUGACUCAGCUUCGAACAGUCCCAGACAACAGGCGCCUUGAACCAUUAGGAAGUUAUUUCUUGAAGGUUUCAGUUUCCUCUGUUCAGCAUUUCUUUAGUCCAUACGAAGGGUCCCAGCCGUGGGUUUUGAUCUGAGAGUAAAUCUCCAUGUAACAACUUGUUUAAGGCAGGGCGUUCAAAUUUUGCAUCAAAGAGGAGGUGGUUAUGUUCAAAUUGUUGAAAGUUGUGGAUAGAUUUAGAGUCCACUAAUAACUCGAUGGCCAAACUUAACCAGUAGAUCAACAUCUGUACUACCGUUACCACACUCAUGUGGAAAGAAUACCAGGCGCUGACUUUGAUCUUAGGUCACUGUCAACCUUUUUCCACUUUUGUAAUGUCUUUUCAUCUUGGAGGAUCUAGAUUUAUAACCACUACCAGUUUUGUCCA
Messenger RNA from Physcomitrium patens, 2383 nucleotides. The record is from RefSeq and is a predicted model, not a curated record. NCBI's taxonomy places the organism in Eukaryota, Viridiplantae, Streptophyta, Bryopsida, Funariales, Funariaceae.